Messenger RNA from Olea europaea var. sylvestris, 562 nucleotides. RefSeq lists its product as uncharacterized. The annotation marks the transcript as partial. Gene Ontology annotation, molecular function: protein binding. The transcript is spliced from 4 exons. Lineage: Eukaryota; Viridiplantae; Streptophyta; Magnoliopsida; Lamiales; Oleaceae. The record is from RefSeq and is a predicted model, not a curated record.
CAAAUGGCAUCAAAAAUCAAAGAAACCCCAAUAGAAGAAGACAUUUCUUUAGAUGAUCUAGCCAAGCUCACUAAAUUAGAAGAGACGGCUUUACAUGUAGCCAUCUCUAGUUACCACUCUGAAUUACAGAGCCCUGAUUGUGAAAAACAGAUUGAGGAAAUGAUCAAAUCCAUACCUGACAAAGAUGCAUUCGAGAUAUUAUCAAUGAAGAAUGAUAAAGGAAACACUCCUCUCCAUCUCGCAGCAGCAGUCGGAUGGCUAAGUAUCUGCAAGUGCAUAGCUUUAAGGGAUCUAAAAAGCCAUUUCAAGAAACAGAUCAGCAAACGAAAGGACAAGAACCAGACGAAACACUUUGUAGAUGGGAAGAUGGGAAUGCAAUUUUUACACUCAGCUAUUUCCGGAGAAUAUUUCAAAUUGGCUUACCGGAUAAUCAGCCAUUACCCAAAGCUGAUCAAUUCAGUUAAUAUGGAGGGUGAAUCUCCUCUCCAUGUUCUUGCCAGAAAGCCUAAUGUGUUCAGAAGCAGCACUCAUUUUCCAUUCCCAGACUCUAUCAUCUACCGCU